AUGUCUUCAAUUAUACAGGAUCAAUUUUCAACAGGUAUCUGUAUAACUGAAAAUGAGACAAAUUCUGAUACAGAUAAUUCAUUAACCGGUGGAAGUGGUUCUACUGGUGGUCUACACUCAGAUUAUCAGCCGCCAUACUUUCCUCCACCAUACUAUCCAUCUAUAACUACACCAAUGAUGAUGAUGGCGACAACAACGGAAACAGCAACUAAUAGUUUAGGAACAAACUUCUAUCAUACUAAUGGACAAAAUACAUCAUUUAUAAAUGGUUCAAAUAAUUAUUCUAGUAAUUUUUAUCAUCCGAAUUUAUGUCAUGAUUCAAAUAUAUUAAAUCAACAUUUACACACUUCUCAACAUCAUCACCAUCAUCAUCAUCAACAACAACAACAACAGUCAAGAUUACAUACAAACACAUCGAAUUUUCCAUUUUCUUCAUAUUUUACCACAAAUCCAAAUUAUUAUUCAUCAGUAAAUUAUAUGAAUGGAUCUGUAUUAACUAAUGAAAAUUUAUCAUCACUGUCAUCAUCUUCUGAUAUGAAUCAUACAAAUAUGUUUACAAAUUAUCCAUUCAAUUAUUCAAUACAAAGUGGUAUUCAAACAUGUAACACAGCAACAAUAGCAGAUCAGAUUGUAAACAUUCUUCCACGAUCUAAACUAUCUGAAAUGGUUGAUCAUUUAACACAAAAUAACAAUAAUCACAGUAGGUGUAACAAUAAUAGUAGUAAUAUUAAUAAUAAUAAUAAUAAUAAUGGUGGUGGUGGUGGUGGUAAUUCCAAAACACUACACUUAAAAAUCGAUGAUGAAAUACAUGACGUUGAAACUUCAGCUACUAGUUCACAGUCUUCUUCUUUCAUACAUCGUUCAAAUAUGCACCACUGUUCACUUAUACCUGAAUAUGAAAUGGUAGAAAAAAAUUUUGGGCAAUCACAACAUACAACAGAAUCAAACUAUCAACAAAGUGGAUCUCCUUCAUCAAUAGAUACUACAGAAUCAUCUCCACACAAUUCAUCACAAUUUUUAUCUCCAGAAUCGAAUAAAGGAAAUUUUGAAAUAGGAUCUGAAAUUAAUAGAAUGCAAAUGAGUAGUACAUCAACAACUGAUCCUGGUAGAAAUAUCUAUUCGUCUCCAGUAUCAUGUGGAAUGAAUACCGAUGAAUUAAAUUCAGAAGAUAAAGUAAGAAAUCAUGAAGAGGAGAAAAAUACGUUAAGAACAUUUAAUUAUCCUGAUAUAAAUUCAUUAAAAAAUGUAUUCAAUAUGGGAAUUACUUCAGAAAUUCAAAAUUUAACAGAAGGUUUAUUAAAUGAUCCUACAAAUGUUAUGCUACAAACAAACUUAACUCAAAAUUUAGAUCAAUCUAAUACUUAUAUGUCACAUUCUCAGGGAGCAAGAUUUUCAGCAAGUUUUAAUACUGAAUGUACACAGAAUGUUAUUUAUCAACCGACUGCUUCAGUAACACCUGAACAACCGUUUAGUCGUUUAUCUGGUGGGGGAAAUGGUGGAAAAAAUGGAUUUUGUAAAAGAGCAAUUAGAUAUAAAACAGCUUUAGAUGGACGGACAGAUUUUAUUCAUGCACCGAGCCCAUCCGAUAUAUUUUGUACUGUUCCUGGGCGCCUAUCAUUACUUAGUUCAACUUCAAAAUAUAAAGUAACUGUUGCUGAAGUUCAAAGACGUUUAUCACCACCAGAAUGUUUGAAUGCUUCAUUACUUGGUGGUGUUUUACGCCGAGCAAAAUCUAAAAAUGGAGGAAGAUCAUUACGUGAUAAGUUGGACAAAAUUGGAUUAAAUUUACCAGCUGGACGGCGAAAAGCAGCAACAGUUACUCUGCUAACUUCACUUGUUGAAGGUGAGGCUAUAAGAAUGGCUCGUGAUUUUAGUUAUUUAUGUGAAAAUGAGUUUCCACACAGAAUAUGCGCUGAAUAUCUUUCACGUACUUUGAAUGGAUGUGAUUACGGUGAUGUACAAAAGAAACGAAAUCAAGUAAUCUCAACAAAACAAAUGUUGGGUGAAAUCACUGAUUUAUUAACUAAAGACAGAAGUCCACUUGCAGUGAAUCCACUUCCACCAAAUCGAUCGACAAAUUAUCUUGAUGUUACUACACAAAAAUCAUUAACUCAUUUUAGUCAUAUUACACAUGGAUUUGGUGGUUUAACAUUAAUUAGUGCUUUAAAUACAUUUCAAACAAUUCUAUCAGAUUUACUUAAAAUUUUAAAUAAAGAUAGUCAAUCAAUUACUCAUUCUACAAAUAGUUCAACUAUAUAUACAGAUAGACAUACACCUGUAACUUCAAGUAUUUGUCAUCAACAUCAAAUACAACAAUUUUCAAAUAAUACUAUACCUAAUACUAUAAAUGAAUCUCAAACAUUAUCUUCAUUAUCUUUAACAAUUAAUACAGAUCCAUUAAACAAUAAUAAUAAUACACAACGUAGAAAAUAUAUAAUGCAACAUAUAAAUGAAAAUAAUUCAUCAGAUAUAAGAAAUAUUAUAUCUAUGCAAAGGAGUAAUUUAAACAAUGAAAUUGAAAAUGGUACUAGUUUGAAUGGAGUUAGAUAA
Messenger RNA from Schistosoma spindalis, 2550 nucleotides. The record is from the annotation of a GenBank genome assembly. NCBI's taxonomy places the organism in Eukaryota, Metazoa, Platyhelminthes, Trematoda, Strigeidida, Schistosomatidae.